Chara braunii is the source of this 2125-nucleotide messenger RNA. Lineage: Eukaryota; Viridiplantae; Streptophyta; Charophyceae; Charales; Characeae. The record is from the annotation of a GenBank genome assembly.
CGCGUGGGGUGAUGCUGAUCCGGACAAUGAACAGGGAGGGUGAGCGGGACCGAGCGGAGGAUGUGUUGGCGCGGUGGAUCAAGGUGUUUGAUGACUUCCCCCCGAAGUGGGUGAACGCUAUCUGCACCAACUCUGCCUCGGCGUACGUUGGCGCGGCGAACAUGCUCCAGGGGCCUGAGCAGAGGCCAGAGCAUCGUCGGAUCACGUGGCUCCCAUGUGUAGUGCAUGUCUACAACAAGAUGUUGUCAGAUAUUGGCUGCUCGAGCGCGUUGUCCAAGAACAUCAUCGUGCGGGUGAGAGCGGUGGUGCGCUUCAUUAAGGAGCACGACGGCGCUCUUUAUAUCUUCAGGAAGGAGAGUAAGCAGAUGUGCCUCAUUUAUCCGUGCGAGACACGAUUCGCAUCUGUGUUCUCGAUGAUUGAGCGUUUGCAGGCAGUGAGGUCAGCAUUGGAGAGGACUGUGGACGGUGAUGGUUUGGGUAUGGUUGGAGGGCUGCACAUGUCGCGGGUUAUUCAGUGGACGCAGGAUGUGACCCGCGAGGUGGCCAGGGAGGUUCGUGCACUUCUGGCGGAUUCUGCACACUACAUUGUGCAGAGGGUGCAGGCUCGAUGCGCGCACAUGUUGGAGCCGGCCCACGCCGCUGCUCACCUUCUUUGUCCCAGCCGGCGGGACUCGAGGUACUACGAGGGCGUGGUGAGCAGCUACGACGCGAGCUUGGUGAGGGAGGCAGAGGCUUACAUCUUGUCGCAGACAGGGUUCAGUGUAGCGAGCCCCGAGUACGAGACCGCAUGUGCGCAGCUGCGCGGCUUCCACACACGGAGGGGGGGGAUUGCGUGGGGAGGGAGGGACAGAGACAGAGAGGCACAGAGGUGCACCGGCGACGUGGAGACGUACGAGGCCGGGUGUUGGUGGUCGAAGUGGGGACAGUGCGCCCCGCAGUUGCAGGCCAUCGCUCUUCUUGUUAUGUACAUGUGGACGUGCUCCUCUCCUGCGGAGAGGAAUUCGGCCGUCCACGAGGGUGUACAGACGAAGAAGCGUAACCGCCUUGAGUUUGAGAAGGUUUCGAAGUUGUUGAGAUCUCAGCCAACGUCCGCCUUCUCUCGCAUCAGCGCGCAGGUCGUGGGUUUGCGUUACCGCGGAGGCGGUGGCGAGGAUGCCGCGGCAGUUGAGGAGGGUGAGCAUGAGAGUGUUCGUGAUGAGGGGAUGUCGGCAGGCGGCGGAGGAGGUUUGAGCGAGUUUGAACUGUUUGGUGACCUGGGAGUCAGAUUGGGACAGAUCAGCGCCCUGCACCCAGAGACUUUCACACCUGCCAUGCACGACGCGUUGAUGUCGCCACCGCUUGAGGCUGAGGGAGAUGAGGAUCGCACAUCUCCUGGAGAGACAUCUAAGGAGAGGUUGGAUAGGCUUGAGAGUCGUCGAGCAUGCCUCAUGGCACGAGCGGACCCCAGGACCCAGGAGUUGACCCGUGUUGUGGSUGAGGAGCGACAUAGAGAAUUGGGGACAUUUCCGCCGGCRUCCCUUCACGUAGAGACAACURCCCCCAUGGAUCCUCCRAAAGGGGAUCACGAUAGGACGCARGGGGAGGGAGCUUUGGCAGAGGCAUCGAGCAUGGGAGGGGAUGAUGAGCAGAGGGAGCCGUGCGAGAGGCACGAGACAGGGUUGGCAUCACUAGAGGACCGACCUUUGGUGCCUGACCAGACUCCCACCGACGAGCAAAGGCCCGAGGGGACGUUGCAUGACGCUGCCGACGUGCCUCUGCCCGCGGCUUUGGAUGAGGGUGCCGUGCACAUGUCCCCGGGUCUAGAGGACAUACAGACAGGGCAGUCGGUGGGCGUUGAAGUUGCUCGACCCUCUGCACAGGCAGAGGGCACAGCACCGACCACCGGGUGGGAGGAGGACGUAGAGAGGGACGUCCAUGCUAGUGGGGCGGGACGAGACCCCUCACAGGUCGAUAGCGAGGUUAUGCGUAGAGAGGCAGCGGGCACAACAUGGGUCGAUGCAGCGGGGGACGUCCAUGCUACUAGUGGGGCACAACACCGGGGGGGGGGGACGUAGCGGGGCACAUCCACGCUAGUGGGGCGGGACGAGACCCCACACAGGUCGAUAGCGAGGUUAUGCGAAGAGAG